UGGCUUCAUGAUGCCCUUUACUGAGCUCUCCUACCUCCUGGGGCUGCUGGCCAUGGCAGGCCUAGCCUGGAACACCCAGUCCCCACUGGAACAGAGCUUCGAUGACCUGCCACCAGUCACCUGGGACCCCGUGGAGCAAUUCAAGGCCUUUCAGAUGCAGUAUAACAGGAGCUACCCAGAUGCAGCAGAACAAGCACGCCGCUUUGAGAUCUUUGCUGACAACCUGGCCCGGGCCAAGCAGCUGACGGAGGAGCACAGGGGUAUGGCCCAGUUUGGGGUGACCCAGUUCAGCGACCUCACAGAGGAGGAAUUUCGCCAGCUCUACCAACCAUCCCGAACCAGCUCCUCAGAUCCCAGGCUAAAGACAGGAGGGUACCCAAGACUGCAGAGGCUGAAGGCUCGUUCCUGUGACUGGAGGAACGCAGGGGUCCUGACCCCUGUGAGAGAUCAGAAAACAUGCAACAGCUGCUGGGCCAUUUCAGCUGUGGGUAACGUUGAAGCCUUGUGGGCCAUCAGAUACCAGAUGCAUUUCCAGCUCUCUGUGCAAGAAGUGCUGGACUGUCGCCGCUGUGGACAAGGCUGUGAGGGCGGCUACACCUGGGACGCCUUCUCAACCAUCCUCAGCCAAAGAGGCCUGGCCGAAGAGAAGGAUUACCCCUACAGAGCCCAACCCUCCCCCAGAGGCUGCCAACUAAAGAAGAAACGGGCCUGGAUCUCGAGCUUCUUGAUGCUGCCCAAGGAUGAGAACUAUAUAGCUCAGUAUUUGGCAGAAAAGGGACCCAUCACUGUGACCAUCAAUCAAAAACUCCUGCAGACCUACAGAAGAGGAGUGAUAAGACCCUACCACAAUUGUGACCCCCAGGAACUGAACCACUGCGUACUGCUAGUGGGCUUUGGCCAGAUCCACAACUUUACCUACUGGAUCCUAAAAAACUCCUGGAGCAGCAGCUGGGGAGAAAGGGGCUACUUCCGGCUGCACCGAGGGAGUAAUGCCUGUGGCAUCGUGGAGUACCCAGUCACCGCUCUCAUGAAAGAAACCCAAGCCCCCAGCAUUCGCUGCCCCAGCUAGACUCCCCUGUGCCGCCUCUCCUGCCAGGAUGCUCAUUCCCUACAAAGCAUCCUGUGCUUUGAAUGCAAUAAAGCUGUUGGGCCAGUCUCCAAAAUGAAUUGGCAAAUGGAGGGAGGGAAAGCUCAUCGUGAAAGAAGCAAACUUAGAA
Molecule: messenger RNA, 1217 nt
Organism: Dromiciops gliroides (monito del monte)
Lineage: Eukaryota; Metazoa; Chordata; Mammalia; Microbiotheria; Microbiotheriidae
Gene: CTSW
Product: cathepsin W
Exons: 11
Coding region: 8-1069 (353 amino acids)
Cellular component (GO): lysosome
Molecular function (GO): cysteine-type endopeptidase activity
Source: RefSeq, a predicted model, not a curated record